GGCAGCCUGAAGUCUCCCAGCUAGAGUCUGGUUCUAGGGUCUUUCCUAGGCUUCAGAGGACACAACCUGUCAGGAACUAGGGCUGACCUGAGGGUGACUACACUGCCACCUCCUUUUUGUCACCCCUCCCACCAGCACUUCUGGGUCUCUCAGCAGUCAUGUGGGUGUUAGCCAUCCUCCUGUUCCUGGGCAGUGGGCAUACUGCCACUUUGGAGAAGCCUAUCCUAUCCCUGCACCCUCCCUGGACCACCAUCUUCAAGGGUGAGCGGGUCAUUCUGCACUGUGAUGGGUACCACCCACUGCUCCUGGACCUUCGGCCUGUCAGCACCCUCUGGUACCUAGGCCACCUUCUCCUGCCCUCCCACAAGAGGAGCAUUGAGGUGCAGACCCCGGGGGUGUACCGCUGCCAGACACGGGGGGCUCCUGUCAGUGACCCCAUUCACCUGUCCGUGUCCAAUGACUGGCUGAUACUGCAGGCGCCCUAUGCGCCCGUCUUCGAGGGCGAGCCGCUGGUGCUGCGCUGCCGUGGCUGGUACGACAAGGCGGUGGCCAAGCUGCACUACUACCACGACGGUCGCGCUGUGCGCUACUUCCACUCCGGGGCCAACUACAGCGUCCCGCAGGCACGCACCAGAGACAGUGGCUUCUACCAGUGCUCCGGCACCAUGCGCAUCCCCGUGGAGAGUGCGCCCAUGUUCUCCGCCAAGGUGGCGGUCACAGUGCAAGAGCUGUUCCAUGCACCCCUGCUACGUGUGAUGGGCGGGGAGCGGGCUGGAGGUGUGUUGCUGCGCUGUGACACGAGAUUGCACCCGCACAAGCGUGACACGCUGCUGCAGUUCGCCUUCUACAAGUACAGCCGCCCAGUCCGUCGCUUUGACUGGGCUCCUGACUUCGUGGUCCCCGAGCCCGAGAGCUACGAGUUGGAGGCCUUCUGGUGUGAGGCUGCCACGGCCACCCGCAGCGUCCGCAAACGCAGCCCCUGGCUGCAACCUCCUACCCCGGCGUCUCCCCUGGAUCCCGCAUCCGCUUCCACUCCGGCCCCGCAGACGCUGGGAGGAGAGCCAUUGUCGGUCAGGAAGCCCCCGGUGUCGCGUUCUGCGCCCUCAGCCACCUUUCUCCCUAAUACCACCACCGAAGUCCCCGCCAGCAAGGGCCUCACCGCCGCUGCAGCGCCCCCCUGCGUCCCGCCACAGCCCGAUGACUUGGCUUUGCUGCUCCGAGAGCUGAGGCAGCUCAAGGACCUUCUGAGUCGUGUGGUCCAGGGACUGCAGGCUUCCGCCACCUCUUCAGGGAGCCCCGAAGCUCUCAGGACCCCUACGGCGUGGACCCCGGGGCCCCCAGAGGCUACUACAAUGGAAGACUGAGGGGGAGCUGACUCGCCCCACCCAGGCCCUUGACCACUAGUGGCCUGCCCCGCCUGCAGGGGCCUGUUUGUCCCUUUGGUGUGCUGUGGUUCUUAAAGAUAAGUGACUGUGGCCCUGGUUUCAAGUCCAGGCAGGCCUAAGGCAGUGAGCCUCAGGGGGGUGUCCUCUAACCUCAAAUUCAGUGAGAGAUGAAGCUCUGGUGUUGACUCUCCUGAGAUGGGGGUGAGAGGGGGGUGUGCUUAGCUCAUCAGGGAGAAUGAAGGCCAUUAAAACUACCUGGCACUGAUUUA
Molecule: messenger RNA, 1654 nt
Organism: Erinaceus europaeus (western European hedgehog)
Lineage: Eukaryota; Metazoa; Chordata; Mammalia; Eulipotyphla; Erinaceidae
Gene: FCRLB
Product: Fc receptor like B
Exons: 6
Coding region: 159-1364 (401 amino acids)
Biological process (GO): negative regulation of immune response; cell surface receptor signaling pathway
Molecular function (GO): transmembrane signaling receptor activity
Source: RefSeq, a predicted model, not a curated record